Messenger RNA from Rubroshorea leprosula, 641 nucleotides. Lineage: Eukaryota; Viridiplantae; Streptophyta; Magnoliopsida; Malvales; Dipterocarpaceae. The record is from the annotation of a GenBank genome assembly.
CUUAUUUCUUCACUACAGCUACCUGUACCCCCUUUCAUUUCACUCCAUUGCAGUGAGAGAUAUCUGAACAUGACGCAAAUGUGGCUUAUUUGGUGGCCUAAGAACAUCUCCGAAACCAAGAAUGGCAGUGAAGCCGGUGCUGCCGCUGCCGCUGCCGCUGCCACUGCCACUGCCGCCACUACUGAGCCGUCACCGAGUUGUUAUGGCGCGUGCCUGAGGAGGUUAGUAAGGAAAGUGAGGAAACAGGGGAAGGCAAUGCUACAGGCGGCCACGGCGGGGCAACAGAGUACAUUCCAGUGCCGAUACGAUCCCUUGAGCUACUCACUGAACUUUGAUACAAGAAUGCAUGAUGAAGAUUACUAUAAGUUCCAUGCAUUCUCCUCAAGGUUUGCAGCCAACCCAAGAACAUCUUGUUCUACCCUACUAGCUGAUUCUCACGAAGAAAAUUAAUGGAGUUUUGGCUUUUUCAUUUUUGGGUAUUUUAGGUCAAUUAGUUUUGCAUUUUCUUGUAAAUGUACAAAUAGAGGGCGAGGGAGGGAUUCACUGUGCUUUGAUGUAUUGUGAUUUCAUAGGAAUAUUACUACUGUUUGAUUAUCUCAUACAGCAACACGAGAACUUCUCAAGAAAUCACUCAUCCUAGU